This is a messenger RNA of Pipra filicauda (Wire-tailed manakin), 8102 nucleotides long. It is a transcript of the gene MRTFA, whose product is annotated as myocardin related transcription factor A. The transcript has 16 exons. Bases 1 to 3807 code for a protein of 1268 amino acids. The record is from RefSeq and is a predicted model, not a curated record. NCBI's taxonomy places the organism in Eukaryota, Metazoa, Chordata, Aves, Passeriformes, Pipridae. Gene Ontology annotation, biological process: smooth muscle cell differentiation.
AUGGUUCGCGUUUUUAGCCCCCAUAAACCACUCCCGCCCUCCCCGCGGCUCCCACACGGCCAGCACUGUCCCUUUAAGGCGAGGCCGACGCCCCGCCCCCGCCCCCAUGAUGACCUCAUCCCUGCCUUGCUAUUGGCUGCUCGUACCGUCAGUCAGGCUGCGCCCGCCCCGCCCCCGCCCCUCGCCCCCGUUAGCUUCCCCAGGUGCUCGCAGCCCAUUGGUCAGCCCCCGUGCCGCUCACCUGCGCCUCUCCGCGCUGAUUGGCGGGGGCGGUGCGGAGCGGGCGCUUCCGCGGUUGCGAGGCGCCGGCCGGCGGUGGCGCGGCCGCGCUGCGGGAGUGGGGGCGGCGCCUCUCGGCGGGGCCGGGCGCGGGCGGGCUCGGGGCGAGAUGGAGCCGUGACCAGUGACUGCGGAGAGAGCUGCUGGCAUGGAAGUGAGCUGGGUUUGUCCGUGGGAACUGUGAGUAAGGUUGCCAUCACGAAAGCCAAAGUGGAUUUCUCCGGCGUGGUGUGCCUGCCCCCUUCCGUCAUUGCUGGAAAUGGGCUGGACGGAGGCGGGGCUGGCGAAAAUGAUGAUGAGCCGGUGCUGGUGUCCCUUUCGGCGGCCCCCAGCCCGCAGAGUGAAGCUGUUGCCAAUGAGCUGCAGGAGCUCUCCUUGCAGCCCGAGCUGACCCUCAACCUCCAUCAUGGCCGAAACCCCAACCUUCCUCCACUCAGUGAAAGGAAGAAUGUGCUGCAGUUGAAGCUCCAGCAGCGACGCACACGGGAGGAGCUGGUGAGCCAAGGGAUCAUGCCGCCUCUGAAAAGUCCAGCUGCAUUUCAUGAACAAAGAAGGAGUUUGGAGCGGGCCAGGACAGAGGACUAUCUGAAACGGAAAAUCCGGUCCCGUCCGGAGAGAUCAGAGCUGGUUAGGAUGCACAUUCUGGAAGAGACCUCAGCUGAACCCUCCUUGCAGGCUAAGCAGCUGAAGCUGAAGAGAGCCAGACUGGCAGAUGACCUUAAUGAGAAGAUAGCGCAGAGGCCAGGCCCCAUGGAGCUGGUGGAGAAGAACAUCUUGCCUGUGGAAUCGAGCCUGAAGGAAGCUAUUAUUGUUGGACAGGUGAACUACCCAAAGGUUGCAGACAAUUCCUCCUUUGAUGAGGACAGCAGUGAUGCCCUCUCCCCGGAACAGCCAGCCAGCCAUGAGUCCCAAGGGUCUGUCCCAUCACCGAUGGACUCUCGGAUUUGUGAGCCUCUCCCUAGCACCACUGGCACAUCACUAGCUCAGGGUUCAUCCCAGUUGCAGAUUAGUGCAGACUCCAGUGAGACUCUUUUCCUACCUGAGCAGCCACCCCCGCCUCUGCCACCUCCACCUCUUCUGCCCCCUAGUCUUACCAAUGGAGUGGCUCUUACUGCUGCCAAGCCCCCACCAACACUCAUUAAGCAAAGCCAGCCCAAGUCUGCUAGUGAGAAGUCUCAGCGCAGUAAAAAAGCCAAGGAGUUGAAGCCGAAAGUCAAGAAGCUUAAAUAUCAUCAGUAUAUUCCCCCGGACCAAAAGCAGGACAAGGGAGCUCCUCCCAUGGAUUCAUCCUAUGCCAAAAUACUGCAGCAGCAGCAGCUCUUUCUCCAGCUUCAGAUCCUCAACCAGCAGCAGCAGCACUACAACUAUCAGACGAUCCUGCCAGCCCCACCAAAGCCUCCAGGGGAGCAGCAGAGUAGUGCCGGUGCCCCUGCCGUGCGCAAUCUCUCUGCCACAGUCAGCAGUGCAUCUUCAGGAUCCUCUGGUUCCAGUGGGUUGAUGAGACAAAACAGUAAUGCUGCGGUGGGCAAGCCUGGCCCUCUCCCUGCCAACCUGGAUGAGAUGAAGGUAGCAGAGCUGAAGCAAGAGCUGAAGUUGAGGGCCUUGCCUGUCUCAGGCACAAAGACGGACCUGAUUGAGCGUCUCAGAGCUUACCAAGAGCAGAACGGUACAGCCGGCCAAACAACCUCCGCUCCCAAAUCCAGCACAGCAGCUGUCCUCACAAAAGCUGCUGAAGUGGUGGUAGCCUUCCCAGCUGCCAGGCUGAGCACAGGGACAGCCCUUGUCACCACUGGCAUUGCACCAGCAGAAGUAGUUGUGGCCACAGUCACAGGUGGCAGCGUGAUGAAGUUUGGCAGCACAGGCUCGACUCCUCCUGUUUCUCCAACUCCUUCCGAGCGCUCACAAAUGAGCACAGGGGAUGAGAACUCGGGCACUGGAGAUACCUUUGGAGAGAUGGUGACCUCACCCCUCACCCAGCUCACCUUGCAGACAUCUCCAGUGCAGUUCCUGGUGAAGGAAGAAAGCACCAAGUCUGCCUCCUGCAGCAUAAAUGCAGCACCCAGGUCAGAGCGGUGUAGCACUGGUAACAGCAGAGAUGCAGAAAUUAGGGACAAAGACCAGAUGCUGCAGGAGAAGGACAAGCAAAUCGAGGAACUCACCCGCAUGCUGAAACAGAAGCAGCAGCUGGUUGAGAUGCUUAGGCUACAGCUGGAGCAGGAGAAGCGCUCUCAGCAGUCACAACUGGCCCCAACGGCUGCGGGAGAAGGAGCAGCCCUUGCCUCCAAGCCAGGAGCAUUUGGCACCCAGGUCAAGAGUGAAAAUGGUUUCCUGAGUUGCCAGUUUGCGAAGCAAUCCAGUGGCCAAACAGACCAAUUCAGCCCUGCACCACCCGCUAGCCAAAUGGACACUUCAAAUCCAAGCCCAGUGCCAAAGAAAGCCGUGAUGGUGAAGCAGGAGGUGCCAGCCGCGGAAGCAGAGCCGUUGUGCCAGUCCCACAGCCCGCGGCUUUUCCUUGGCCAGCAAGGGAGCGCCCUAAGCGACCUCAUCAAGGGCACCCCUCCCCCCACCCUCAUCACUGACUCCACAGGGACCCACAUCGUCCUCACCGUGACCAAGCAGAGCGCCGAGAGGCAGGGCCUCUCACCCCACGGAAAGGCAGGGAGCAGCUGCCCGGCCUUGCAGAGAAUACAAUCAUCACCUGCUAAAACUCCCAGCCAAGCGCCCUGUCAGCCACCUGCAAGCACCCCCCAGCAGCCCCUGCAGCAGCAGCAGCCCAGAGGACUAAACCAAUCCAAGCCCUCAUCACAGCCCAGCUCUCCUGCUGCCCCUUCCCCAUCCCAGAUGGACCUGGAGCAGCAACAGCACACGCCGCUUUUUGGAACUCCUCCACCUGCUCUUCCUGUUCCCUCGGUCCCAGUGAAAGAGCCACCACCAGGCUAUGAAGAGGCCAUGAAAAAACAGCCAAAGGCCCAGGAGAAUGGCUGUUCCAGCCAGCAGAUGGACGACCUGUUUGAUAUCCUCAUCGAAAGUGGAGAGAUUUCUGCUGACUUCAAGGAUCAGUCAUCCCCAGCUGGGAAAGAACCACCUGUGGCCUGCUCCCCACCACCCAGCAGCCACCAUUCCUCAGAGCUGGCGGUGCCAGUGUCCUUGGGGCAGCCGGUGCUCGUGGGCCGGCUGGAGGACUUCCUGGAGAGCAGCACCGGCCUCCCACUGCUGACAGCAGGCCAUGAUGGGCCGGAGCCCCUGUCCCUGAUUGAUGACCUCCACAGUGAGAUGCUGAGCAGCUCGGCCAUCCUGGACCACCCGCCUUCACCUAUGGACACCUCGGAAUUGCACUUUGCUCACGAGCCAUCUGGGAGCAUAACCCUGGAUCUGGCUGAGGCUAACUUGGACAGCAUGGACUGGCUGGAGCUGCCAGGGGGGCCUGUCAUGAGCCUGGCUCCUCUGAGCACCGCAGCUCCCAGCCUCUUUUCCACAGACUUCCUUGAUGGACACGAUCUGCAGCUGCACUGGGAUUCUUGCUUGUAAUUCUGUGAGCAGAGACUGAAGGGAAUGGGAGUGGGAGGGCACAGGCAUGCAGGGGGAAGAGGCCAGUCAACCAAAAAAAAACAAACAAGGUCCCAGUAUUUGUACUCCUCCCCUAACAGUGUCCUUCCUGCAUGAAGCCGGCAGUGGGCCAGGCCAGGGCAGGGAGAACUGCUGCUGCAGGGGGAAGAAGCUGCAAGAGCUGUGGGGCUGGUGGCCUCCUGCCCACUCCAUGCAGCCUGACCCAGCCCAGGUGAGAGCAGAGCCGGCAGCCCCUCCUCCUCCAGGCAGGAGCAGUGAUGGCAGUGCAUUGCAGCCAGGAAUGAGUUCCCUCACGUGGGACAGAGCUGGGCCUGAGCUGUUUCCAGAAGCAGCACUCUGCACCUUUCUGGGAUUGGCAGAUAAAGGGGGUUGUGCUGCCCCAGCACGGUUGGUCUUAACGGUUGAUCUUAACGGCUGAGGAAGGGGAUCCUACCUCUGGAACAGGACACAAAAGCAGGAGAGCUGGCUGGGGGUCUGGAGUGGCUGCCCUCUGCACCACCUGCUGUCUGUCAGAGGAGGGUCUGAUCUGCCUCAGGGGUGUGAGGAGCUCGGCAGAACAGGCACCUUUUCUAAAUGUAGCCAAAGGGGGAACCAGGGUGACCCACCAACCUGGUAAUGUCUAAGCUGGUUUCCCAAAUAUUGCUGAGCUUUGCAGAGGCCUGACUGCCUGCUUGCUUCACUCACCUUGGGCUGCAAAACAGAUUUUUAAGGUGCUAAAAUGAGGUCUUUAUAUGUUAAAACCGCUGUCAGUCACACCCCAUUGCCCCCAGCUUCCACAGCACUUGUGACAUCCCCAGGUGAGCAGGGCAGUCAGGCUGUGGCAGGAGUAGGGACAAGAAAGCGCCUGCGUGCCCUGGGGAGCUGGUAAGGGGCACAGCUGGCAAUAAGCAACAUAUCAUUGGGGGCCACGUGCAAUCUGUUCUCCUGCCUUUGCUGUGUUGGUACCUCACUGUAGCAGGUGCCCCAGGGGAAAAAAGCAGCUGGGGAUAGAUGUCAGACCCAGUAGGUGAGAAAGGGGAAGUGGCACUGCAAAAGGGGGGUUGUAUGGCAUGGCACAGGUCCUGGCUCAGUAGUGCAACUGUGAGGGCCCCUUUCUGGGGAGAAGUGCAGGCCUAAAAGCAAAUACUGGACAGCUGACCUCUGCUCUUCCUUUCCUCCUGUCCCAUGGGGUAAAAGGCAAAAGUAAAUGGCAGCUUAGUGUGAGCUGGUGCCCUGUGUCCCUGCAGGGCCCCGGGUUGGUGCCUCGGGGUAACUGCUGAAUGAGGAGUGGGUGGAAAAGCACCCAAAGCCCUCCAGAGCCAUGAUGAUACUAUUCCCUGUGCGGGGUUCUGGGUUGGAAACCCAGGCCUGUGGCUCACUCUUGUGCGGUUACUCCUGGUAAAUUCCUCUGUUAGUAGUAGCUCAUGGCCAUACAUGUCCCUGAGCAGGUGGGACAUGGCUUAGGUGGCCCCAUGCAGCCACCUCGCUGCACAGCUGUCCCAGCUUUGGCACUAAGCUGGGUCCAGGCUGCUCUGGCUCAGUGAGGUGGGGGAAGCCAUAGCUUCUGAAAUCAUACACACUGAGGUACUGACCCUGCUCAGGCAAUGAAAGGAUCAGCCACCAUCCUCAAUAUCUGCUUGAGGAUGCUGUCCCAUCUUUCCCUUUCACUGGGCUGCAAUGCUUCCUGCUGGGGAGGGGUAGCUGUGAGCAGCCACAUGCUGCUCCCCUGCACCUUUGGUACAUGGGCCUCUUCAUGAGGCUGAGCCACAGGAGUGUUGGUACUUCUGCUCCAUGGAGGAGCAGGUGAAUGCCAGCCCUGCAUGAUGUGCUCUCCCUCAGCCAUUAAACUGGCAGCUGGCUGUAGUCAUGUCUGUUUGAGCUGGGAGAAACUCCUGCUUUCCUGAGCCCUAUUUGCUUGUUAACUGCAUGGGGAGCCACUUUCUUAAUCAUUUGCAGGGGGAGCCUGCUGGCAGCUUCCUUCCUUUCUGCCCCUUUCUCUCUCCUCUCCCCCCCCUCCCCGACUUGUAAGCAAGUCAGAGCCUCUUAUCUGCCUCCCUCAGUGUCUGGGCUGGGGAGGACACUGUCCCCCUUCCCCCUAGGCUUUCUGUUGCUCAAGCUACAGCAUCACAUCCUAAAAGUCAGAAUAACAGAGACUGGUGGGCACCCCUUCACUCCCCUGAGCCCUCCCUGAAUUCUCUCCUGGUGCAGCCCUGGUGCUGGCUGGGAGCAGUGAGUACAUUAGAAUCGCCUUGCAGAGCUCCCACCAGCUCCCCCCGAGGGUGGCUGCCCAGCCGUGGGACCAGGUGGGUGCAGGAGGCAAGGGGUUUCUUAGGAGGGCAAGUAUGGGUGAGGUUGGGAGGAUCUCUGAAAUGCUAAGGGGAAAAAGUGAGGCUGCCUGUUUGUCAAACUCUCAAGCAAAAUGAGGUUCUUUUAGCCCCCAGUUGCAGUAGCCCUCACAAAAAACAGCUGUGUGAUUUCCUUCAUACAAAUAAUUACAAAGCUGCAACCAGUAAAUAAAGAAUGAAAUUAUCAAAGUGCAAUGAGCUCCUAGAGGAAGGUAGGAGUGCUCCAGCUGCAGUCCUGGCCUGUUACCAAUUUACCUCUCCCCUGGGGUUGCUGGUGAAAAGACUGAGCAUACGGGUGCCCCCUUUCACCUUUACCCAUCCACCUGUCCUGCAGGUGUGAAACUGUAGGAAAUUAGUGACCCUGACUUUGCCCAACACACUUGGAUUGGCCGAUGGGCUGAAAAGGAGCCCAGACGAUACAGAACCAUGACCUCAUCUCUGGAGGAAUCCAGCUGACCUGCCAGAGCCUCUCCGCACAAGGGGCUUCUGCCAGGAGAGCAAGUGAUAACCCUGUGCCUGUGGGCAGAGGGGAAGAUGGUGCCUCAGCCCAGGAAAUGUUAGAAAGUCUUUUCCCCAAGCAGUGCCCAGAGCAGGCUUGCCCAGUUCUCUGCUUUCUUACUAUUAUUUGUUUGAAUAAUAGUUCAAUAGUUCUUUGUCAGAAGAGGUAUUCCCCUGGACAUACAUUUUUGCACCCAUUGGGAAAAAUGAAGUCUGAUGUUCUGCCUCUACCUUGAAUGUAAUCCUGAAUCUUUCUGCUGUAACCACUACUUGUUUGUAAUGUGUAUUUGACUAGCACGCACUCUCCCUCUUCCACUAUGCAGCAAACGGCGAGGGGUGAUCAGCACCAUCAGAACUGGAUGGUGUUGGGGCAUCAGAUCCAGAGCAAGUUUUCAACUGGAAAAGGAUAAAAGUGACAAGUUAAUGGGGGAGAGAAUCGAUCUUUAAAUUGAAUUAUUUUUUCAGUUACAAAUAUUUGAAAAAAAAAUCCAUUUUAUUAAAAAAAUUCCAAACAGCCACGUGCUCAAAAACUUCUCUGCUAUGCUGGUGGGAGGCCUUGGGGCCACUCUGCCUUUUCCAGCUAAGGGUGGGUUAUCCCUCUGGGUCUUUCUCAAAUGUGAAAAAAGCAGCUUAAGUGGUGGUGCCUCAUCCUUCUCAGCUGCAGGGAGAUUCCCUCAGUGUAUGGAAAUUACCUACCCUGCAAGCAGAAGUAGGUCUUACACUAGAACAGGGGCAGCUUUUACAGCCUCCCCCAGCCCAGCAGGCUGGUCUGGACCCCAGCUGGUGGUGAGGCGAUACUGCCUCUUCCACAGCCACAUGCCAAAUGAAAAGACUCACUUUGACAUCAGUACGGACUCUGCAACUUCCACCCUCCCAAAAGCUUGGGCUUCUCAACAGAGUUCUCCCAAAGGCCUGUGCCCUGUUACUGUCCCACUUUGCAGAUAAGACUUCACCUGCUUUUUCUGGAGACACCUGUACAGACAACACUGCUGUCUCCCCUACCCAGCCCUGCUUUCUGCCAGCCCCACUCCCUUUCCUAAGAGCCCUCCUCCUGCAGUGUCCCUACAACACCUAGUUUUCAGUCUUUCUUGCUUUUCUGGGGCUCUGCUGCAGGGCUGCACUUCAGGGAGGGCUGGUGGUGCGGACGCAAGGCAGGGCUGCCACUGCUGGCAGCAGAACUGCCUCUGCCCUGGCUGCUGCCUGACCUCGUGGGCUGCUCUGAUGCAAAGAGCUCCCUUGGUACCAGCACAGAUUGAGCAGAGACCUCAGUUUGAUGCUGGCAGAACCCAGCGCAGAAAUGGGGUCGCCAUUUUCAAGUGGCAGAAAUUAAAAACCUGAGUCCUGGCCCUGUCAAAAAAUAAGACAAAGCCCAGCACUCUCCCAAGAUGCAGUUUUUAUUUACAAACCCACCAAAUAAAGGAAAGUAAGAAUCUA